AUGAGCCCUAUUUUGAUGUCUUGCAGUCAUUCUGAAUCGAGGCUAGUUCCGACUAUAGGGUUGAGUGGCUCUGGUAUGGAAGGCAGAGAUAACCUUUCAAGAGCAGGUCUUCGAUCUCUGGAGUUGCUAUUAGAUUCCUCCACCACAGCCACACUAGCAUUGAUCGACUCUCUGGGAGGAUUUGGAGAGGGUGUGUGA
Molecule: messenger RNA, 198 nt
Organism: Arabis nemorensis
Lineage: Eukaryota; Viridiplantae; Streptophyta; Magnoliopsida; Brassicales; Brassicaceae
Source: the annotation of a GenBank genome assembly